Bactrocera neohumeralis is the source of this 669-nucleotide messenger RNA. Its product is annotated as protein toll-like. Gene Ontology annotation, molecular function: transmembrane signaling receptor activity. Bases 1 to 666 code for a protein of 221 amino acids. The transcript has a single exon. The record is from RefSeq and is a predicted model, not a curated record. Gene Ontology annotation, biological process: innate immune response; toll-like receptor signaling pathway. Gene Ontology annotation, cellular component: membrane. Lineage: Eukaryota; Metazoa; Arthropoda; Insecta; Diptera; Tephritidae.
AUGAUUGCUUUGAUCACAACCGCUGCGUUAAUCAUCAUUAGCCUACUUCUCAUUACCGCGCUUUUUUUGAAAUAUAAAUUGCAAGUGGAAGUCUGGUUAUAUAACCGCAACAUAUUGAGCUGUUGCAUCCAUGAACGUGAGCUGGAUAAGCAUAAAACAUUCGAUGCUUUCAUCUCCUAUGCGCACCAACAGGCCGACUUUGUCAACCACACAUUACUGCCACAACUCGAGCAGGGCGAACCGCCAUUUCGUGUAUGUACGCACGAACGCAAUUGGCUGGUUGGCGCUUAUAUACCUGAACAGAUUAUCGAAUCGGUCGAACAGUCGCGACGUACGAUCAUUGUGCUCUCGCAGCACUUCAUCGAGUCGGAAUGGGCGCGCAUGGAGUUUCGCACAGCUCACCAAUGCUCGCUCAAUGAAGGUCGUGCGCGCAUAAUUAUGAUUAAAUAUGGCGAAAUUAUCAACAGUGAAUUAUUGGAUAAGGAAUUGAAGACAUACUUGGAUAUGAACACAUACUUGGAUUGGCAAGAUACCAGAUUUUGGGAUAAAUUACGCUAUGCUAUGCCACAUAAAAUGGGUAGAAAACGAAAUGCCGAUAUGCUGGAAGUUGGCGGCAGAAGGUGUGUUAUGGCACAAAAUCCUCAUUUGUGUGACGAGAGCGUUUAAAUU